UCUCUCUCCCUCUCUCCCUCGCCAUGGACGGGAGGAGCUCGCUCCAGGAAAUCACGACUCUCUUCGCGUCGCUCGCGUCGCGCCUCGAGACCCUCGACGACGCGGAGGGAUCGCCGGACGCCGCGAUCUCGAAGCUGAACCGGUCGCUGAACCUCCCCGGCGGCGGCGGCGGCGGCGACGGCGACGAGGAUGCCGCGGUUCGGUUCCUGGACACCGCCUUGUCCCUCAUGUGCUUCAAGGCUCCUCAGGUGUUCGAUUCAGUGGUCGAUUACGCGGUGAAGACGAUUGCUGCGGUUCUGCACUCGUCGAUUAGGUGCGAGGCGGUUGGCUUUCGAAAGGAAGAGGCUUUGCGGGUCGGGAGCUCGAUUUCGCGGCGCGAUUGUGUCGAAGUGGUUGCCGCGUGCGGCGACGUCCUCCCGAAACUGCCGAGAGAUGGAACACUUUCUCAUUUACUACUGCAUGCUGUCCUGCACGUGGCGGUCUCGGCAUCUCACACUCAGUUUUUGUUCCCUUCGACUCGCAUUAUUGACGGGAAAUCAGUUGGCGGGAGAAUAAUUACGGCUUCAAAGCUCCUUGACUAUCUACCCCGAGGAUUUUGUCUUCAAAACGAUGAUACACCAUUAAGGCUGUUAUUCUGGUACCUUGAUCCAGUGAUUCUGAGCAAUGACAUUUCCAAGAUUCUGCAAGAAAUGAUGGAAAGACCUUUCCUUUGUUUGCAUAAGGAAUUGCAUGAGAGGAUGUCCUUGCGGAAUAUUGUUGUUUGCUUGGUACUUUCUCCUGUAAUGUUUUUCGAGGCAAAAGCUCUGUUACAUAGAUGGUUUCUGGAGACGGGUUUGGCCUUUGUUCUGGAGUUUUCAACCGUAUUAGUCGCGGUGAUCCUGGAUGUAAUUUCUAGGCCAAUGUGGUGGGGGAUAUCGAUGGAAAUGGGAAUGAAGCUGCCCUUUUCUGAUGCAUAUUUUCCCUUUAAUCACCAAUUACUGAGGUCUUUCAGUGGACCUAUGUCAUGUGCGACACUUUUAAAUUUGGUUAAUUUUACAAGCAACAAGAGUUCAACUGCGAACUCCAAUGCGACAAAGGUGGCAAGGGUAGAUCAAAGGUCUAUGUGGGCACAGGCAAUCAACUUCCCAGUUCGGUUCUAUUUUGCUUCCCUCACUCUUCUUUGCGAUAAUAGUUUACACACGGAUUGCACAUUUUGGCAAACCCAUACAACUGAUCAGCUGCAUAACAUGCAACCAUUGUCCUGUCGAACUGCUGCAGCAAGGUACAUCGCGUGGAUUUUGUGCCCGAUCGAUAUAACUCAUCAGGAAUUGCUAGUCGAUCAUUUGAUUAAGCUAUCAGAGUCUUGGGCUGUGAAAAAAUUUUCCUCAGGUGUUCGGGAUGAAGGAAGAGCUGUCUUGCAGAAGAAGCUCAAGAAACCCAGGCUUUCUGAGAAUAAAGCCAAUAAUAACUUCAAGGACGAGCAUAAUUGCCAAAGCAUAGAGAACUGGGUUGAAGAUUUCCAAAACGUGUAUCAGUGGUAUUGCACUCAAUUUUUGAACUUUCCUGCACCAUGUGAAGGACGAUCAAUUGAUGGGCGCCCGCCGCAGAGUAUGAUGUUCAGGGAAAUUCCAUUAGGUAUCUUGAUAGGACAGUCGAGUUUUAUGGAGGAAGAUGUGUGUGAGCUGUUGCUACAUUAUGCCUCAACUGGCAGAAUACUUCAGCCAGGGACAAUUGAGAGAGCAGGACUGAAACACACGAGAAGCUAUUCUGAAGGACCAGUAUCGGCUCUAUGGAAUGAUGGUUGUGUUAAGGAAGAGUCAAUUAGAGGUGCCUGUCUCAUCUUCAAGUUAACUGAUAUUGUUGAGAACAUGUCCUCAUCAAUGUGUGAGACUGAAGAGAGUGAAAUGGGCUUUAUCUGCCGACUGAAAGAACGGACUGUUGGGUACUUGGUCAAGUGCAUCAAAUCACUGAUUCAACUGGAAACAUUUGAGGGUAAAUCUUUGAUGCUAUUGGAUCUACAUCGUAGGUUGCUGCAGUGGAAGUGCAAUGGACAAGGACGAUUCAAGAUUCCCGAAGAUCUAGAUCACGUCACGCUUGAGUUGAAUCAUCAAAUAUCGGCAACGCAACUGAAUGUAGCAAGGUAGCUGUAAAGUUAAAUGUAAAGAUGUAGAAUGCAAUGUCUCUCUCUGUCCUUUUUUUUCUUUUCA
Eucalyptus grandis is the source of this 2186-nucleotide messenger RNA. RefSeq lists its product as uncharacterized. The coding region runs from base 24 to 2123 and encodes 699 amino acids. The record is from RefSeq and is a predicted model, not a curated record. The transcript has 6 exons. NCBI's taxonomy places the organism in Eukaryota, Viridiplantae, Streptophyta, Magnoliopsida, Myrtales, Myrtaceae.